This is a messenger RNA of Toxotes jaculatrix (banded archerfish), 5854 nucleotides long. It is a transcript of the gene gripap1, whose product is annotated as GRIP1 associated protein 1. Gene Ontology annotation, biological process: neurotransmitter receptor transport, endosome to postsynaptic membrane; regulation of recycling endosome localization within postsynapse; regulation of neurotransmitter receptor transport, endosome to postsynaptic membrane. The record is from RefSeq and is a predicted model, not a curated record. Bases 253 to 2982 code for a protein of 909 amino acids. Gene Ontology annotation, cellular component: extrinsic component of postsynaptic early endosome membrane; glutamatergic synapse; postsynaptic recycling endosome. The transcript is spliced from 29 exons. Lineage: Eukaryota; Metazoa; Chordata; Actinopteri; Toxotidae.
UUAAGUAAACUGAGUAGUUCUUCCGCCGCUGCCUGAGCCUCAUCACCAGUUUCAUCCGUUAACCCGAGGGGCCGCAGACCCUGAGGGUCUCCCGUCCUCCUCAGCGGACAGCGCCGUCAUUCAUUCCCGGCUCUCGGAAACAGCGUCAGAGUGAGAGCUCUGUCCGGUCUCCUCCUCUGUGCUGCUCUGCUCUCCGUUAGCGGCUCCGUCUCCUCCGCUAGCUUGGCCUGCUAGCUAGCAGCCCAGGUAAACAUGGCCAUGUCGCAGGCUCUGUCAGAGGAGGAGUUCCAUCGGAUGCAGGCUCAGCUGUUGGAGCUCCGGACUCAGAACUAUCAGCUGUCUGAUGAUCUUAGGAAGAACACGGCAGAACUGAAUGCCGUCCGUCAGAAGAAUGUGGUUUUGGAAAGAGAUUUUCUCAAAGCGCAGAAGGCUCUGAAUAAAAGUAAGAAAGCUCAGGAGGUGGACGCGUUGCUGAACGAGAAUGAGAUGCUUCAGGGCAAACUCCACAGUCAGGAGGAAGAUUUCAGACUGCAGAACAGCACACUGAUGACUGAGCUCUCCAAGUUGUGCACUCAGAUCGAACAGCUGGAGCAGGAGAACCAGGGCCUGAAGGAGGGAGGAGGAGCCUCUGCAUCCAGUCCUCCGCCCAACACCGCCUCCAGUCCCGUUGAUGGAGAACUGCUCCGCCUCCAGGCUGAAAACUCCACCCUGCAGAAGAAAAUGAAAGCCCUCCAGGAGCGCUAUGACAAAGAGCUCCAGAGACAGAUGGUCGCCCACGGCAGCCAAAGUGUUACCACGGAGACUGACGGGUCAGCCAGCGCCAACGGAGUCUCUGAUGUCACAGGGAGAGGGGAGGAGCCAGCAGCAGAGGGACCCAGUGAGAGAAUGGAACAGACAGAGGCUCAGCUGGGACAGACAGAGAAACAGCUGCAUGGCCUGUCAGAGAAGAGCGUAGAGAAGAUUGUAGCUAAGCAGGCAGCGCUAGGCUGGUCGGCUGCUCUCUGUCCAAUAACUCACUGCUUUGGACCAGAGCUGGAGAUGGCACUGAACACCGAGCAGGAGGAGAAGAGGCUGCUGAGGGAGCAGAUCCACAACCUGGAGGCGUCCAAACAGGCUGAAAUCACCAAACUGCAGGAAGAGAUUACAAAGCUGUCUGACAAACUGAAGAAGAAGCAGGACAGUUUUCAGCGUCUGCAGGGAGAGAAGGAGGCUCUGUACAAUGACAGCAGGACAAAGAUCGACGAGAUCAACCAGAGAAAAGAAGAGGAGCAGAAGGCCAUGAACACCCGCAUCCACAAGCUGCAGUCAGACGUCCUGGCAGCCAAUCAGGUGACAGCAGAGCUGAGAGAGCAGCUGCAGAGCAAAGACAAGGAGCAUGAACUGGCUCUGCACACUUUGAAAGACCAGGUAGCCAGUCAGAGUGCAGUCAGUCAGGAGCAGGUGGACAACAUCCUGCAGGAGAACGAUGCUCUGAGGACAAACCUAGCAGCUCUAGAACAGAUCCAGACGGUGAAAACGCAGGAGAUGAAUCUGCUGCGUGAACAGCAGGAGGCGCUGACAGCCGAGCUGCAGCAGAGACGAGCUGAGCAGGAGAGUCUGUUAGCUCAGAGAGACGACCUCGACUCCCAGCUGCAGGAAUCAAGUUUUGCCAACAGGAAGCUGCUGGAGCAGUUAACAGAAGAAGGACAAGAGAAAGAGAGACUGCUGAGGGAGCUGGACGAGGCUAAGAGGACAGCAGAGAAGAGGAAGGCCAUGUUGGAUGACAUGGCCAUGCAGCUGAACCAGGAGAAGUCUGACCACAAGGAGGCGCUGUCAGACCUCAAACUGCAGCACGAGAAGGAGGUUCUCGGGGUGAGGGCUCGGUAUGAGAAGGAGCUCAGAGGACUCCAUGAAGACAAGAAUCGCUCUGAGGAGGAGAUCCGACAGCAGCUGAGAGACGAGAAGGCUCGCACUAAAGAGUUGGAGGGUCUCCAGCCGAAGGUGGAGGAGUUACAGGCUCAGGUUCAGUCCAUGGAAGGAACCAAAGGCUGGUUCGAGAGGCGACUCAAGGAGGCCGAGGAGAACAUAGAGAAGAACUCUCUGGAACAUCAGGAGGAGAUCAAACGGCUGCAGAAGGAACACACACUUCAGCUGGAGGAGAAGCAGUCAGAGAUGGAGGGGUUGAAGCAGCAGCUGGCAGAGGUGGAGAAGCAGCGGGACGAACACGGUGACACCAUCGGUAAACUCAAACAGGACAUAAAGGACACCGUGGACGGUCAGAGGAUUCUGGAGAAGAAGGGAAGCGCAGCGCUGAAGGAUUUGAAGCGGCAGCUGCAGCUGGAGAGGAAGCGAGCGGACAAACUGCAGGAGAGACUCCAGGAGAUACUGACCAACAGCAAGACCAGGACAGGUCUGGAGGAGCUGGUUCUGUCAGAGAUCAACAGUCCCAGUCGGACUCAGCAGACCGGAGACUCGUCCUCCGUCUCCUCCUUCUCCUACAGAGACAUGAUGAAGGAGGCUCAGCCGACCAAUCAGAACAAGUCUGGAGGAGGAAGUCCUCAGUCUCAGCGCCCGGCUGAAUUAUCGGAUGACGAGGUCGGAGAGCUGUUCCAGCGUCUCGCUGAGGUUCAGCAGGAGAAGUGGAUGCUGGAGGAGAAGGUGAAACAUCUGGAGGUGAGCUGUUCAUCGAUGGCUGAGGACAUCUGCAGGAAGAGCGCCAUCAUAGAGACGUAUGUGAUGGACAGCCGCAUAGACGUGUCGGGCAGUGCGGUCGGAGGUCACGGAGGCUCUCAGGGGGACAGAGGUGGUCUGGGUUCUGUCCUUAGAGACCUGGUCAAACCAGGAGACGAGAAUCUCCGAGAGAUGAACAAGAAGCUGCAGAACAUGUUGGAGGAGCAGCUGACCAAGAACAUGCACCUGCAGAAGGACCUGGAGGUGCUGUCCCAGGAAUUAGUCCGUCUCAGUAAAGAGAACAGUGGUGGCAGUGCAUCAGGGUCGGGAUGAGACCAUCGCCUGAAUCCAUCCGUCCAUUCCCUUCCCUCUCACCACUAUUGUUCUUCUCAGCUGAAUGGUGUGGGCUGGGCUCAGACUAACACCUGGAACCAGCAUUUCUUUCUUUCCCAUUUGUGACCUAAGACCUGCUGUGGGCUUCGACUACUGUCUGGAGCUGUUACAAUUUCAUCACUUCAUCAGCAGUCUGCCUGCUGGGCUAUGACUAAAUGCUGGAAUUUGUGCAACAGUAAGUUUAAAGGUGAAGUAAAAGAAUCUUAAGACCAGAGGGAAUAGAAACACGGAAAGCUGGGCUCAGCUUAUUUAUGAAUGUUAAUGAAUGUACUGUAAUUAGACUGCACCACUUUCCCUUUUCGAGUCCUGGCUAUAACCUGGAAAACACACUCAUUGUUUUUGAUGGUUUUUGUCUUGAGAUUCUAAUGUCUGUUGGGUCCUGGCUAUGUUCUGGAACACACAAGCCGGGUGUCUUAACUGUCUGAACUAAUUAUUGGUUUCUAUGUGCAGUAACUCUGUUGUGAUCUGGCUAUUUCCUGGGCUUCCUGUCUGCAACAAAAAAAUGUCCUGGAUUGUCUGAGAUUCUAAUUGUAUCUUUAGUUGCGUCUGAAGGUUCGUCCUUCACCUCGGAAUCAGACGUUCGACAGAAACUUUUCUUUUGGUCGGAGCUUUCAGCCACAUCUCAUGACCUUCAGCAGCAGAGGUCAUCAUGUGACCGACAUCACCUGUGCAGAUCAGGAGGCGACUGAACCAGUGACACUUCAUUACAAAUGAGCAAAGAGCAGCUGCUGAUGAAGGCCAUGAGAUGUGGCUGAAAGGUCCAGAUAAUUAACAAAAAAUAAUAAGAAGUAAUCUUUUUCAUGUCAGACUAAACAGCUAAACAACACACACACGUUUUCUGUGUGUGGUGUGUGUGUGUGUGAUAACACGCAGAGAAUCAACACUGACGAGGAUCAGCUGAUGUGACCUGCUGUGCUGCCUGACACAGUGAGACCGAGGAACCUGAUUGGUCAGUGUCUCAUCAGCAGGCCUGAUCAGUCGAUCAUCGGUGCGGCCGCGUGGGUGAUCAGGUGAUCAGGUGUGUUGGUGAUCAGCUGAGCGCACACAUCAGUUCAACACGAACUGCACAGUGAUGCGUCUGUGAUCCUCAUCAUCACAGACACAUCACAGACAGUGAUGCGUGUGUGAUGAUGAGGAUCACGUGACGAAGCCGUCACCAGAGUAACGAAGUCUUUGUUUUCUUUUGGUUUUUGCUUUUAAGUGUGUCAGUCGGCCGUGGCUAUGUCAUGGAGCACUAAUGUUUCUCUGUUUACUCUGAUGACGUUUUUCGGGCUGUGGCUAUUUCCUGGACUACAUGCCUGUCACAUCUGUCUGACUUACAUGUGGAACCUUUGUGUCUUUGGUUGUCUCUUUGGAAUUGGAGCUUUGACAUCGCAGACACUUUAUGAAACUAUUUUGCAUCCCUCUUUUUAUUUAUUGCCUGUCUCGGAUGAAAAUGACUCAUGGAAACGUCUCCUGUCUCGUGCGAGGUGUUGAACUGGGCCCGGGCUCGUUGUUCAGAGGUUUUAUUCAAAAGACAAUUUCAUGAAUUUCUGGGUUUAUUUUGAAGAUUUAAAAAAAUCAUGUAAGUAUCAUUUUAAAUUAAAAUAUUAUUAAAUAUCAAUAUUAGAAAAAAAAGCUGGAUGUGAGAUCACGGAGUCGGGAUCAUUCGGUUUGAGACGAUUCGCUGCUUUAUGUCUUUAGUCUUUUCUUCGUGACUCUUGUCCAGCACCUGUUUGGCAUCCCCCCCCCCCCCCCCCCUCCCCCUCCCCAGCACGUGACUCAGUUCAAGCUGCGAUGCAAAAUGGCUCAGCGAAGCUCAACGGUUGUCUGUAUCUUUGCUUUAGUUUGGCUUUUGUUCAUUCAGCUUUUUAUCUCCAGGGCUGUGCCUAUGUCUUGGAUGACAUGAACUGUCCUUUCUCUUGCACUGUUUGGGGACACCAAAUGGAGCAGAAAAACAGGUGAAGCUGUCGGCUGUAUUUGCUUUUCUGCAACUGAAUUCUUUUAUAUUUUUUCUGUCGGGCCGAGUCUACUUCCUGCUUCAAAGAACAUAUUGUAUUGUUUUGAUUCUUUGACUCUGUAAAAAUUGAACUUUAACUUUGAAAGUGGAUGACAAACACUUCCUGUCUGCUCUGCUCGUCUUUCUUCUCUUGGACUCUGGAUUUUUUUUUCCCUUCAUGGGCCCUGAUUAUGUCCUGGAUUACACUCGGCUACACUCUGCUAUGCCCAGGCUCUGGCUACAUUCUGGACUUUGUUCUUGGGGCGGACGUUGUGUUAUGCUGUGACAUUAUUCUCAUGCUUCUCUGCUUUGCUGAGUCGACGGUGUGAAGAUGAAACCAGUCCAGGAACUGGUCGAGCUGCACUGAAAACUAACUGAGGCGUUCUCUCUCACUGGUUCUGAGUCUGUGCUGCUCUGACUGAGCGGGACCGGUCUAUGUGCUGGGCAGUGACUCGGCCUGUUGCUUUGUUUUUGUUUGUAAGUGUUGAAAUCUGUACAUACGCUGUGAUAUGACUAAUAACUGUAAGAAUCAACUGAUCUAUUUAUGAGACUGAUGAUCAUCAUGACGCUAAUUAUUCUAACUACCAGAAAAUAUAAACUCUGGUGUGGAGACGCUGACGUGUUCCUGGUUGUUUAAAUGAUCAUUCAGAGGUUUGACCUGCAGCGAGUGAUUUUCCAGCUUUAAUGACGAAAAACGAAGAAAGAUUUUCCAUGAAUUUAAUCUGUUUAAUGAUCAGAAUUUAUUUUAAAGCAUCUCAUUUAAAAAAGUUUAACUCAAAGUGAAAUAAUAAUUAUAACAAAUUAAUAAAUUUGCCAGUAAUUUUUUUUUCUUUU